AUGGUGACGAUUAAUACAACACUUGGUAUUAGUUGGACAGUAUUAUCAUUUGGUUUUUUUGUUAUUUGCCGUUAUUUAGUACAACCGUUAACAUUUAUACGGCAUUCACCUAAAACUCAUCGAACUAAAUCAAACCCAUAUUUUCAAACUUGUUUUACUUGUGCAGAUGAUCAUCAAUGGGAACGUUUAAAUUUAUUAAUUAGUUGGUUACAUUCUUUGAUAACUGGUGUAGCAGUAAUAUAUAGUUUUUGGGCAUAUUCACCUGAUAUAUAUCAAGAUUUUGUUAAUCAUAUAACUUUAGUUACUUAUUUAACAUGCGCAUUAUCCUAUGGAUAUUUUUGGUAUGAUUUAUUCGAUAUUAUAUCAAACAGGCGAGGAUCCGAAAUGUUGGAAUUAUUACUUCAUCAUAUUCUUACAAUAAUAUUCUUCAGUUUUAAUAUAUUUCGUGUUUUAAAUAUUGGUUAUCAAAUGUUUGCAUUAAUAGCUGAAAUAAAUUCGAUAUUUUUACAUGCUAGAAAAUUAUUUCAAUUAUAUCAUAUUCCACGGGAUAAUGUUUUUGUACGUUUAAAUAUGUUUUUAAAUAUUUUAACUUUUUUUCUUUGUCGUCUUUGUAUGUUAUUUUUUGUAACUAUAUUUGUUUAUCAUGACCGUUAUCGUGUUGGAGAUAUUAAUUACAUAUACGUUAUGUAUAUUCUUCUUCCUGGUGUAUGGAUUAUGAAUCCAAUACUUUUUUAUCGUGUUUUACGUACUGAUUUUUUAAAAAGAUAUAAAUCAAAGAAAUUACUUUCUUAA
Molecule: messenger RNA, 792 nt
Organism: Adineta steineri
Lineage: Eukaryota; Metazoa; Rotifera; Eurotatoria; Adinetida; Adinetidae
Source: the annotation of a GenBank genome assembly